Theobroma umbraticum is the source of this 3465-nucleotide messenger RNA. RefSeq names its product alpha-mannosidase At3g26720-like. Gene Ontology annotation, molecular function: carbohydrate binding; alpha-mannosidase activity. Gene Ontology annotation, biological process: mannose metabolic process. The record is from RefSeq and is a predicted model, not a curated record. Lineage: Eukaryota; Viridiplantae; Streptophyta; Magnoliopsida; Malvales; Malvaceae.
UUAUCAGAAGGUCAGAGACACUCUUUGACAGUAGGAAAUACUCUCUGCUUCACCUGUACACGCCUCCUUCCUUGCAAGCAAACUCUUUGCUUUCCUGAAAAGAGUUUAAACAAGAAAAAGAAAAAGAAGGGGAAUUUGCAGUACAAAAUUAAGCUGACCAUUGAAAAGAGUGAAAACCCAAGUUGACUUUUGCAGUUUGCUUUUACCCUUUGGCCUUUGCAGCUCUAUGCUCUAUGGCGAUCACCUUGCUGUUUGCGAUCCUUUUGGCAGGAGUUGUUAAUAGUGCAAAAUCAAGUUGCAUAGAAUACAACACUGCCCAAAGGAUUAUUCCUGGUAAAAUCAAUGUCCACUUGGUGCCCCAUUCUCAUGAUGAUGUUGGUUGGUUGAAGACUGUUGAUCAGUACUACUUUGGUGGCAACAAUUCUAUUCGGGGAGCUUGUGUACAGAACGUCUUGGAUUCUGUCAUUUCAGCUUUGUUAGAAGAUAAAAAUAGAAAAUUCAUCUAUGUUGAGAUGGCUUUCUUUCAAAGGUGGUGGAGACAGCAGAGUAAUGCUAAGAAGAUUAAAGUGAAGGAGCUAGUCGACUCCGGUCAACUAGAGUUCAUAAAUGGUGGUAUGUGUAUGCAUGAUGAGGCAACCCCACAUUACAUUGACUUGAUUGAUCAGACAACCUUAGGACACAAGUACAUCAAAGAUGAAUUUGGUCAGAUCCCUAGAGUUGGUUGGCAGAUUGAUCCUUUUGGGCAUUCUGCUGUGCAAGCUUAUUUGCUUGGUGCAGAGCUAGGAUUUGACUCUCUAUUUUUUGCUCGAAUUGAUUAUCAAGAUAGAGCUAAGCGCUUAAAAGAGAAGACUCUUGAGGUUUUAUGGCAGGGUUCUAAGUCCCUUGGUUCAUCCUCACAGAUAUUCACUGGCAUAUUCCCCAGGCAUUAUGAUCCGCCUGAUGGUUUCACAUUUGAAAUAAAUGAUGUCUCACCGCCCAUUCAGGAUGAUGUUCUCCUGUUUGACUAUAAUGUUCAAGAGCGAGUCAAUGACUUUGUAGCUGCUGCACUGGCACAGGCAAAUGUAACACGAACGAAUCAUAUUAUGUGGACCAUGGGGACAGAUUUCCGUUAUCAAUAUGCAAAUUCAUGGUUCAGACAGAUGGACAAGUUCAUUCAUUAUGUCAAUCAGGAUGGGCGUGUCAAUGCCUUGUACUCCACACCAUCCAUCUAUACUGAUGCAAAAUAUGCAGCAAAUGAGCAGUGGCCCCUGAAGACUGAUGAUUUCUUCCCAUAUGCAGAUAAGCCUAAUGCAUAUUGGACAGGUUACUUCACAAGCAGGCCAGCCUUUAAAGGUUAUGUCAGAGUGUUGAGUGCUUACUAUCUGGCUGCUAGGCAGUUGGAAUUCUUUAAAGGUAGGAGUAGCUUGGGACCAAAUACAGAUGCAUUAGCUGAUGCUUUGGCAAUAGCUCAACAUCAUGAUGCAGUUAGUGGCACUGAAAGACAGCAUGUGGCUGCUGAUUAUGCUUUGCGAUUGUCAAUAGGAUACAUGGAGGCCGAGAAGUUGGUUGCCUCUUCGCUUGCCUUCUUGGCAGAGUCAAGGUCAAGUACUGGUCAAGGGAACAGUGUCACAAGCUUUCAGCAGUGUCCUUUACUUAAUAUAAGUUUUUGUCCUCCAUCACAAGCUGCCUUGUCUGACGGAAAAAGCUUGGUUGUUGUUAUCUACAAUUCUCUAGGAUGGAAGAGAGAGGAAACUAUUCGAAUUCCUGUUUCCAGUGCAAGGGUUAUUGUCAAGGAUUCUGAAGGAAGAGAAAUUGAAUCACAACUUCUCCCUCUGUCAAAUUCCACGUCACACAUAAGGAGUCAUUAUGUUAAAGCAUAUUUGGGUAAAACCCCAAGAGAAACAGUUAAAUAUUGGCUUGCCUUUUCAGUUUCAGUGCCUCCCCUUGGUUUCAGCACUUACAUUGUUGGAACUGCUGACCAGACAGGCCCUAGUUCUACCAUCUCAACUGUGCAUACCUAUGAAGGAAGUAAAAACAAUACCAUUGAAGUUGGCCAAGGAAGUUUAAAGCUUCUGUACUCUGAAGAUGAAGGAAAACUUACUCGUUAUGUUAACAGCAGAAAUUUGGUUACGGCAGUUGCUGAACAAUCAUAUGGUUAUUACUCUGGAAAUGAUGGAACUGGUAAAGAUCCUCAGGCUUCUGGGGCAUAUGUUUUCCGUCCAAAUGGUACAUUCUCCAUCAAAUCUGAAAGCCAGGCUCAAUUAACUAUCGUGCGGGGUCCCUUGUUGGAUGAAGUACAUCAACAGCUCAAUUCAUGGAUAUCUCAGGUCACCAGGGUAUACAAGGGAAAAGAGCAUGCUGAAGUUGAGUUCAACAUUGGGCCAAUUCCUGUGGAUGAUGGGAUAGGGAAAGAAAUCAUUACUCAAAUUACAACAACUAUGAAGACUAACAGAACAUUCUACACAGAUUCUAAUGGACGUGACUUCAUUAAACGGAUUCGAGAUUUUAGGAAUGACUGGGACCUUCAGGUGAACCAACCAGUUGCUGGAAAUUAUUACCCAAUUAAUCUUGGAAUCUACCUCCAAGACAAUAGCACAGAGCUCUCAGUGUUGGUGGAUCGGUCAGUGGGGGGAUCCAGCUUAGUGGAUGGUCAAAUUGAGCUGAUGCUCCACAGGAGGUUGAUUCAUGAUGACCUCAGAGGUGUUGGUGAAGUAUUAAAUGAGACAGUUUGUGUCCCUGAAGGGUGUGAAGGUUUAACUAUCCAAGGAAAAUUUUAUAUCCAAAUUGAUCAUAUAGGGGAAGGGGCAAAGUGGCGCCGCACAGUUGGCCAAGAGAUAUAUUCUCCGCUUCUUUUAGCUUUCUCAGAACAGGAUGGCGAUGAUUGGAUGAGCUCCCAUGUUUCAACGUUUUCAGGAAUUGAUCCCUCUUACACAUUACCAAAUAACGUUGCCAUAAUAACUCUCCAGGAGCUGGAAAAUGGAAAAGUGCUCCUGCGGUUGGCUCACUUAUAUGAGACUGGGGAGGACAAGGAUUAUUCUGUGUUGGCAAGUGUUGAACUGAAAAAGCUGUUUCCAAACAAGAAGAUAAAUAAAGUGACAGAGAUGAGUUUGUCUGCAAACCAAGAAAGAGCUGAAAUGGAAAAGAGAAGGUUAGCUUGGAAAGUAGAAGGCUCUGCAGAAGGAGAAUCAAAGGCGGUAAGGGGAGGACCUCUUGAUCCUGCAAAGCUGGUGGUUGAACUCGCUCCAAUGGAGAUCCGAACUUUCCUUCUCAACGUAGAUUAUCUCCAAGUGUUUGGUGCUUGAAAGAGAAAUGCUUGGGAUAUCUAUGUUCCAGAGAGACUUUGGCGUUGCGACACCAACCUUUCUUUUCAUAUGCCUCUGUUUUCUCCCCUGCAGUUAAAAUGAACAAAUCUCACUGUUGUAUAUUAUGUAGAAAGAAAACAGCAGAAAAAAAAUAAAUAGUAGUUCAUUUCUGCAUUUAUACAAA